Molecule: messenger RNA, 472 nt
Organism: Anthonomus grandis grandis
Lineage: Eukaryota; Metazoa; Arthropoda; Insecta; Coleoptera; Curculionidae
Gene: l(3)87Df
Product: cytochrome c oxidase assembly protein COX20, mitochondrial
Exons: 5
Coding region: 93-464 (123 amino acids)
Biological process (GO): mitochondrial respiratory chain complex IV assembly
Cellular component (GO): mitochondrion; mitochondrial inner membrane
Source: RefSeq, a predicted model, not a curated record
GUAAAUGUCAAAUGAAUUCAUAACCUCAUUCUUUGUUUAUUUACUUAUAAUUUAGGAAGUUUUAAAGUUUUUCUGCUAAGCACUUGUAAACGAUGUCGGAAAACCCUGAAAAGCCGGAUAAGAGCCUCAUGAUAUAUGGCCGGGAUGUGUCACAAAUUCCUUGUUUUCGCAACAGCUUCCUUUAUGGAACACUGGGAGGUUUAGGUCUCGGAUUGGUUCAUUUCAUGUUUACAAGUAAAGUACCGAAAUCUGUUAAUUACUCGGUAUAUUCAUUUUCCGUUAUUACUAUGGGAUAUUGGAUGGUGUGCAGGUACAACUAUUCCAAACUGAAAUUUGAAUUGACUAGGACACAAGAAUUGCUCAGGGAUAGGAUAGCAACUGAGGGUACUGAACAAGAAUAUUUCCAGCCAGAAAAAGUCGAAGUAGUAGAAGUAUUAGAGGUACAUAAAAUUGUGACACUUUAAAACUUGAA